UAUUGUUAGAACUUUCAACCAAUGAGUAGAAUGGUUGUGAUUUGCUCCUGAGCAUUGCUCCUGAGGCUUCACUUUCGACGGCAACAAAGAAGGUAUCAGGAAAUGCACAGCGGAAACUUUGAAGUGUUUCUGAGUUUCAGAGGGAAAGAUACGCGUGCUUCUUUCACUUCGCAUCUCCACACGGCUCUUCAGAAUGCAGGAAUCUUUGUUUUCAAGGAUGAGGAGUCACUUCCACGGGGAAAGCAAAUUUCACCCUCUUUGAGUCUAGCCAUCGAAGAGUCUCGAAUUUCUAUAGUUGUUUUCUCAAAAAAUUAUGCAGAGUCGUGGUGGUGUUUGAAAGAGUUGGAAAAAAUAAUGGAAUGUCACAAAACCAAAGGGAAUGUGGUACUACCAGUGUUUUACGACGUUAAACCCUCUGAAGUACGUCAUCAAAGAGGCGACUUUGAGAAAGCAUUUCAACGUCUUUUGAGCAAUUUUUCGAUAGAGGAAGAGAAAAAGGUCCUGGAUUGGAAACAGCUUUGGUGGAAGACUCUUCGUGAGAUUUGUGACAUCUCAGCUGUUGAAAUCAUAUUUUCCAGUAAUAUUGAAAGGAGAGACAAACUCGACAACCAAUGGAAAAAGACACUUCUUGAGGUUGUUCAGAUCUCAAAGAUUUUAGACUUAAAUCCAAGGGGGAAAAUGAAGAUUGCUGAUAGUAUAGAGUCCAUCGUGAGGCAGUGCAAGGACGGACUUUUUAAAGUAGCUAACAUCCCAUUUAGAAAAGAGAAGGUUGACGUGGAUUUCCUCGUGAAGCAAUGGAGGGAAGUAUUUUGUGAGCCUGUUAGCAUCUCAGAGGUUGAAUUACGAGAUCCAUGGGAGGCACUGUUUGAGGCCGCUGGCAUCUCAGGGGACGCAGUCUUGAAUUCCGGCGGAGGAAUGGAGAUUAGUAAUGCGAUACAACUCCACAUGGAACAUUGGAGGGACGCAUUUUCUGAGGAAGCUGGUACCCACUUAGAUUCCAAUAAUUUACGUUCUCUACGGGAGAUGGUUGAUUCUGAGAUAUGGUGCCUCCGGGAUCAUUGGCGGGAGAAAGUUCGUGAGGCUUAUGGUAGAUAUGGGGAUAACCAACUAUAUUCCAGGAGAAAAAUUGACAUAGAACUCCACUUGGAGAAUUGCACUAAGGCUCUUCAAGCGGCUAUUGCCAUCCCAAGAAAAGCAGUCUCUAUACCAAGUUUUCAAAAGCUGAAGACUUACAAUGGGAUAGAGAGCCUUGUAGAACAUUGGAAGAUCGCACUCCAUGAGGCUGCUGAAAUUUCGAGGUUGGUACUCCAGCACUACAGAGGAAUAACGGAUAAUGAGAUAAAGUACAUCGAGAAGCAUGCUAGGGACGCACUUCGUGAGGCUGCUGGCAUCUCCGGGGUUGUAAUCCUCAAUUCUAGGAAUGAAAGUGAGGCUGUGAAAGAUAUUGUUAAAAAUGUUACAAGUUUGUUGGACAAGACAGAGUUCUUUGUUGCCAAGAAUCCUGUUGGAGUAGAAUCUCGAGUGCAGGAAAUGGUUCAAUUGCUAGAACAAAAACAAUCAAACGAUGUUCUAAUACUUGGGGUAUGGGGGAUGGGAGGCAUUGGAAAAACAACUAUUGCAAAAGCAAUUUACAAUAAGAUUGGGCGAAAUUUUGAGGGAAGGAGUUUCCUUGCAGAUAUUAGGGAGGUUUGGGGGCAAGAAGCUGGCCACGUUUGUUUACAAGAACAACUUCUAUUUGAUAUCCACAAAGAAAACAGUACAAAGAUACAUAACACUGAAUCAGGAAAAGUUAUACUAAGAAAAAGACUUCAGGGUAAAAGGAUACUUCUUAUACUUGAUGAUGUAAAUAAAUUACAGCAAUUAAAUGAUUUGUGUGGAAAUCGUAAAUGGUUUGGUUCAGGGAGUAGAAUAAUCAUCACAACCAGAGACAUACAUUUACUUAGAGGGAAAAGAGUUGAUCAAGUUUUCGCAAUGACAGGAAUGAAUAUAGAUGAAUCUAUUGAGCUUUUUAGUUGGCAUGCAUUCAAACAAGCAAGUCCCAAAGAAGAUUUUAUGGAACUUUCAAGAAACGUAGUUGCUUAUGCUGGGGGCUUGCCACUUGCUCUUGAAGUCCUUGGGUCGUAUUUGUUUGAUAUGGAGGUAACAGAAUGGAAGAGUGUAUUGGAAAAACUUAGGAAAAUUCCUAACGAUGAAGUACAGGAGAAAUUAAAAAUAAGCUAUGAUGGUUUAAGUGAUGAUACUGAGAAAGGAAUUUUCCUUGAUAUAGCAUGUUUCUUUAUAGGAAAGGAUCGAAAUGAUGUUAUACAUAUAUUGAAUGGUUGUGGACUUUUCGCUGAAAAUGGAAUACGUGUCUUGGUGGAGCGAAGUCUUGUAACUGUGGAUGAUAGGAACCAACUUGGAAUGCAUGAUUUGCUACGGGACAUGGGAAGGGAAAUUAUUCGUUCAAAAUCUCCAAUGGAGCUCGAGGAGCGUAGCAGGUUAUGGUUUCAUGAGGAUGUGCUUGAUGUGUUAUCAAAAGAAACUGGAACAAAAUUUAUUGAGGGAUUGACUUUGAAGUUACCUAGAAGUAAUACAAAAACUCUGUGCACUAAAGCAUUUGUGAACAUGAAGAAACUCAGGUUGCUGCACCUUUCUGGUGUAGAACUUGUUGGAGAUUUUGAAUAUCUUUCCAAAGACCUGAGAUGGCUUUGUUGGCAUGGAUUUCCUUUUUCCUUCAUACCAACAGGCUUUUAUCAAGGAAGUCUAGUUUCUAUAGAGUUAGAAAACAGUAAGAUUACCAUGGUGUGGAAAGAGACUCAGCUGAUUGAGACGUUGAAAAUUCUUAAUCUUAGCCAUUCUCAUUAUUUAACAAAGACACCAGACUUUUUGAAUUUGCCUAAUCUUGAAAAGCUUAUACUCAUGGAUUGUCCAAGGCUGUCUGAAGUUUCAUAUACCAUUGGUCAUCUCACCAAAGUUCUACUGAUAAACUUUCAAGAUUGUAUUAGCCUUCGGAACCUUCCAAGAAGUAUCUAUAAGUUGAAAUCUCUUAAAACACUCAUUCUUUCGGGUUGUCUAAAGAUUGAUAAGUUGGAAGAGGACAUAGAACAGAUGGAGUCUUUGACAACCCUUGUUGCUGACAAGACUGCUAUAAGAAGGGUGCCCUUUUCAAUAGUCAGAUCUAAAAGUAUUGGAUAUAUUUCAUUAUGUGGUUAUGAAGGAUUUUCCCGCGAUGUGUUUCCCUCUAUCAUUUGGUCUUGGAUGUCACCAGUAAAUAGUCUGUCUUCUCGUGUUGAAACAUUGGUGGACAUGUCUUCUCUUGUUUCUUUAGAUGUACAAAAUAGCAGUUCCAAUCAGCUAUCAUAUAUAUAUGAGGAACUUCCAAAGCUUCAAAGUCUUUGGAUAGAGUGUGGUUCGGAUCUUCAACUUUCUCGAGAUAUAACGAGUAUUUUGGAUGUUUUAAAUGCGACAAAUUCUGAAGAAUCGGAGUCAUAUGGAACAACAUCACAAAUGCACAAUGUAUUUACAUUAAUUGAAUGCAAUUCAAGAUCAAAAUUGUUUGAGAAGAGACUUUUAAUUCAGAUGGGAAGGAGUUCGGAAAUCACACAUAUUCUGAAACAGGGAAUUUUACAGAAUAUAACUACGAGUGAUGGCGGUGAUUGUUUGCUACCUGGUGAUUAUUAUCCAGAUUGGUUAACCUUCAGCAACGAAGGUUCUUCUGUGACUUUUGAAAUUCCUGAAGUGAAUGGGCGUAGCUUGAAGACAAUGAUGUGCCAUAUCCAUUAUUCUUCCUCAGACAGUAUAACAUCAGACGGCCUGAAAAAUUUGUUGGUGAUAAAUCACACAAAGAGCACCAUUCAGCUUUAUAAGAGAAAUGCAUUAGCGUCGUUUGAUGAUGAGGAGUGGCAGAGGGUACUAUCAAACAUUGAGCCUGGAAACAAGGUGCAAAUUGUUGUUGUUUUCUGGAACAUAACUGUUAACAAGACGUCAAUUUAUCUUAUAUAUGAGGCAAUUGAUGAAAAAGUAGAGCACUAUCAUGCAUCAAAUAUGAAUGUUCCUAGGUCGAUCUCUCUCAAAGUGGAAUCCAUGGAGGAUGCUUCCGUUCAAAGCUUAAUUAAACGCUUAUUGAACAAAUUCUUAUCAUGUUUCUGUAUAUAAUAUGUAGGAUCGAGAAACACACUUGUACAAUGUCACAUUUUAUUCUUCAACUUUAUCUUCUUUACUUCGGUACAGUCCGAAUUCGAGCGAUUGUGAUAAGGUGAAAUUGCCUUGAUCCGAGGUUAAGGGGCCUCCUAUGGAAAAGGAUGGAGAAAUGAUUGAAAUAUUCUUUUUUACCUCAUUCA
Vigna angularis (adzuki bean) is the source of this 4319-nucleotide messenger RNA. RefSeq names its product disease resistance protein RUN1. Lineage: Eukaryota; Viridiplantae; Streptophyta; Magnoliopsida; Fabales; Fabaceae. Bases 103 to 4134 code for a protein of 1343 amino acids. The record is from RefSeq and is a predicted model, not a curated record. Gene Ontology annotation, biological process: signal transduction; defense response. The transcript is spliced from 14 exons. Gene Ontology annotation, molecular function: ATP hydrolysis activity; ADP binding.